Acytostelium subglobosum LB1 is the source of this 2391-nucleotide messenger RNA. RefSeq lists its product as hypothetical. The record is from RefSeq and is a predicted model, not a curated record. Gene Ontology annotation, molecular function: methyltransferase cap1 activity. Gene Ontology annotation, biological process: 7-methylguanosine mRNA capping. Gene Ontology annotation, cellular component: cytoplasm; nucleus. Bases 1 to 2391 code for a protein of 796 amino acids. NCBI's taxonomy places the organism in Eukaryota, Evosea, Eumycetozoa, Acytosteliales, Acytosteliaceae. The transcript has 5 exons.
AUGUCUGAACAGAUAACUCAACAACAACAUACUCGUCCUCCUCCUGUUGAGCAGGGCAGGCCAAACAACGAAUAUGUACCCCUAAUGCCAACUAGUGCUGCUACAAAGAAGAGGGCGGCACCUGCUCCAUCAUUCAGUCAAGCCAAGACUGAGACCUUUGACGAUGACACUGAGGAGACCACGACCAUCCUCUCCUCAUCUGACAUACCUACAAGCUCAAACAACAUCCCCAGCAACAGAGCACCAGUAGUACCCAACAACAAUGUCAGCAACAUCAACAACAUCGUCAGCAACAACAGUGUCAACAAGGGUCCAUCACCAUUCGCACAGUUUAUCUCAAGUUAUAGUUACCAAUCAGACAAAGAUGCACUUCUACAAUCAAAGGAUAGGAGUGUGUUCAAGGGACAGGACGAUGCGAUAAAGAAUGCAAAGCACGAUAGAGGAGGCCUUGGACAUGAGUUUGUACUGCCCAAGCCGUUCAAGCAACAGAAGCAUGAGUCAGAGAUGAGGGACUUCCCACACAAGAUGGAGCUCGAUUGGAUCAGGUCUGACUCUGGCAAGCUCGCUUUGAUGACGGUGGACAGACUGCGACAACAGCUAUUGAUUGGCAAGCCUGGUGAGCAGGCCAAGCGAGGUGAUUUCUGUUCACAAGAACUGAUCGAUGAGUUGGAGACUGAGAAGAACAAGCUCAACGAUCUUGACGAUCGUAUAUUCAGGAGGGCACGUACAAGAGCCAACCCAUACGAGCUGAUUAGAGGUGCCAUCUUCCAGAACAGAGCAGCAGUAAAGAUGGCCAAUCUAGACAUACUUGCAGACCUGACCAAGACUCCGUCGGGACAAACAAAGUUCCACUUUGCUGAUGUAUGCGCAGGACCUGGUGGAUUCACAGAGUAUGUACUGUACAGGACAGUUGGAAAGGGAAAGAAGCCGGACGAUCAGAAGAAUGUGGUGAAGGGAUUCGGCUUCACUCUAAAGGGCGAUUGCGACUGGCAAUUGGACAAGUUCUCGCCAGACUCUGGUCUGGACCUGCGCGACAAGAUCAACUUCCAGGUGAACUAUGGAGAGGACCAGACAGGUGACGUGCUCAAGAGUGCCAACAUCAGACACUUCUCGGCGCUGGUGGAGAAGGAGACGGGUGGCGGUGUGCACCUGUUCAUGGCCGAUGGUGGUGUCAGCACAGAGGGUGUGGAGCUUCAACAGGAGACACUACUAGGACAUCUGAUCCUCUGUCAGUUCCUCAUGAUGUUUGAGACAUUGGCCUAUGGUGGCAACUUUGUCUGCAAGAUCUUUGACACAUUCAAUCCUUUCACCGUGGGUCUGCUCUACUUUGUCUACCAGCACUUUGAAUCAUUCGCCAUCUGCAAGCCCUAUACCAGCAGACCAUUGAACUCUGAGAGAUACGUGAUUGCCAAGAACUUGUUGGUACGCAAGCCAGAGAUCAACUCUUACAUGUUUGAUAUCAAUGAUCGAUUGAACGCUGGAGAGAACAUCUUGAAGAUCGUGGACAUUGAUGACGAUAAGUUCAAGGAUUACAUCAUGGACAAGUCAAACAUACAAUGUUUGAACCAGAUUGAGGCAUUUGGAUUCCUCACCAAGGCCAUUGAAGAUCAGUACUAUUAUGUUUGCGAUCAGAAGGAUAUGGUCAAUAAGUGUCUGAGGGAAUGGGACAUUCCAAACAGACCGGACAACAUGCAUCAGAGACAAGGUGGUUAUAAUAAUAAUAGAGGUGGACGUGGUGGACACUACAACAACAACAGACAGAACUAUCAUCCACAAUAUCAACCUUAUGGCAACAACAACAACCAACAUCAACAAAGAGGUGGUGACAACAACAAUAGGCCACAUAACAACUAUAACAACAACAGAUCUCAUAACAACUAUAACAACAAUGGUGGUGGAGGUGGUGGUGGACAUUACAACCAACAGCAUCAACAACAACCUGGAUACGACGCAUCACUAAGGAAUGUCCAGUUACCAUCCAACUACCAACAGGGCCAUCAAGGAUCAUUCCCCCAGAACAGCAAUAGCAACAAUCCAAGUCCAGUGAGACAGCAAUCACAUCCAUACGCCAAGCCUCCAGGUAACUCGCCAGUCGGUGGUGGCACAAGGCCUCAUCAACAACAACAACAACAAAUGGUCAUGGGUCAGCAACACGCUCCAGACAGACAUUUUAACCAACAGUUUAAGCAAGCUCUUGACAACAAUGGAGGUGGAGGUGGUGGUGGACAUGUCGAUCACUUGGGUAGAGUGAUCCCACCUCCUACCGUCCAGCAUCAGCCACAGCCACAACAAUUGUUGCGCAAUCCGCAAAACAUUCAACCGCCACCACAACAACAACAACAAUUACCAAGUCAGCCCAAGCCAUCACAUUCCGCCCCUGAGUGGAUAUAG